AUGGCGCCGUGUCCGCCAGGCCCGGCUCAUCACCGUGGCCGCCCCCGGCCGCUCCGGUUUCGCCCGCCUCCAGCUCCGGCUCCGGCUCCGGCCCCGGCCCCCCCCAGCGCCCGGCCCCGGCCCGUCCCCGCCGCCGCCGCCGCCGCUGACAUCAUCGGCUCCCCCCGCCCCGGUCCUACCCCCACCCCCACCCCCGGAAACAGUACCCCCCCAGCGCCGCCGCCGCUGCCGCUGAGAGGAGGCCGGCGCAGCGCAGCCGGCACAGACACCAGGCUCCUGGCUCGGGCUUGGGGCGCCAGCGCGCCCGACGGCCUGCGCUCGGACCGAUCCUGGGAAGGGGCCGGGGCCACGCAAGGCCGCCGGACGAGUGGGCACCAAACCGGGCUGCGGGCCUGA
This is a messenger RNA of Rangifer tarandus platyrhynchus (Svalbard reindeer), 396 nucleotides long. The record is from the annotation of a GenBank genome assembly. NCBI's taxonomy places the organism in Eukaryota, Metazoa, Chordata, Mammalia, Artiodactyla, Cervidae.